Molecule: messenger RNA, 3023 nt
Organism: Pygocentrus nattereri (red-bellied piranha)
Lineage: Eukaryota; Metazoa; Chordata; Actinopteri; Characiformes; Serrasalmidae
Product: protein ANTAGONIST OF LIKE HETEROCHROMATIN PROTEIN 1
Exons: 2
Coding region: 155-1468 (437 amino acids)
Source: RefSeq, a predicted model, not a curated record
UGAAGAAGAAGACGAAGCGCUAGCUCGCCAGCUAAAAGGCUAAAUACAAACAUAACAAGAUUGGCUGUGAACACUGCGUUACUCUUGAAGCUGGGCUUGAAUGUGUUACCUGAGGCUUCGCUCAUUCUCACAGUAAUAAUAUAAAAACCUCAAAAUGGACUACGACGAAAAGACGAGGUCUCUGAUGUUCACGCUUACUUACAUGCUAAUGAAGCGGCGGAGGGACUUAACAAACGCCGAGACUCGGAGACGGAAUGAAGCCCAGCAGAGAAUCAGACAGAGACAGUAUUUCCUCCAGAGACAGAAGAGGAUGCUCAUGAUGUUGAUUGCUCAGAGCACCCGUUCUGUUAGCGUAGCACGCACUCGUGCUUGGACCAACAUAGAGAGCACCGACUGGUGGGAGCGGGUGGUCAUGACAGAGUUCCAACCCUCUGAUUGGCUGGAGCACUUCAGAAUGAGCAGAGAGACCUUCUUCCUCCUCUGUGGGAAGCUGAAACCACGCCUCACUCGGCAGGACACCUGCCUGCGUCCAGCGCUGCCCCUGGAGAAGCGUGUGGCCGUGGCCCUGUGGCGCCUUGCCUCUAACGUUGAGUACCGCACCAUCAGCACGCUGUUUGGCGUAGGUCGGUCCACUGUGUGCAAGUGCGUGCGGGAAGUGUGCCAUGCCAUUGCGGUCAUGCUCCGCCCACUCUACCUCCGCACACCCAGUCAGCAGGAGCUGGAGGAUGCUGCCCGUCUUUUCAGCACUCGCUGGGGCUUCCCGCACUGCGUGGGUGUCCUGGGCAGCCUCCACGUGCCAAUUAUUGCACCGACUGCCAAUGCUGACAGCUACUGGAACAGCCGUGGCUGGCUAUCUGUGGUCACUCAGGGCGCAGUGGACGGUCUUGGUCAGUUCUGGGACGUGUGCGCUGGCUUUCCUGGGGGCACUGAGCAUGCCGCCAUCCUACAGAACUCUACACUGUGGGCUAUGGGGUGUGAGGGGGGCCUCUCUCCACGUGAUCCACCACCUCGGAACUUCAUGGGCAAGCCCUUGGGAUACCUCAUGCUGGGGGAUGCUGGGUAUCCCCUCCAAAGCUGGCUUCUGAAGGGUUACCCUGAGUCAGAGGGACUAACGCCAGGGCAGCGGGCUUUCAACCGCCGCUUGGAGAGGGCUCGCAGUGUGGUGGACGAUGCUUUCCUGAGGCUCAGGGCACGCUGGCAGUGCCUGCUAAAAAGAAACGACUGCCACAUGGACGUGGUGCCCACCAUGAUCCUGGCCUGCUGCAUCCUCCACAAUGUCUGCGAAGUGCACGGGGACACUUUUGUGGAUGAGUGGGUGCAGGCUGUGAGACAGGAGGACAAUCCACAGCCGGCUGACGAGGCGCCAGCUUCAGGUGACAAUCCUGCCGGUGAUGAGGUGCGAGCGCUGUACUGUGAAUACUUCUUGCAGCAGGACAAUCAGCAGAACCAACAGGAGCAGCAGAACUGAGAGAAACUGUCCUCCAUAACUGCCCUACAAGAAAGUGUUAGUUUAAUAGAGAUCUAUGCAUAUUUAUCAGAAACUCCUACCAUAUAGGUGAACUUGGUAGGUUUGCAGUUCUUGACUGUACCUUAUCUGUUGUUCUUCAGUAAAAGAAGACCACCGUAGGGCCACUGCUGAUCAGAUAUUUGGUCAGUGGACCAUUACAACAAUGCCAGGGCAAUGCUUUAUUUGAAGGCUACCUACAUAGGGACUUCAUAGCACAUUUAUAAGCACUGAAUCAUGACUAAGCAGUGAAUUCGUAAAGCAAAACUUGAGCAUUUAUAAAUAGCUUAUGGUCUUAAUCUCAGUACAGCAUCAGAUGUUUUAAAAAGUGAAUCACACUUUGAUGGACAUUGGCUCCAUUUAUAACACUGUCAUGAAGCACCAUUUCCAAGUAAUAGAACGUGAAUAAAAGUGUGUUACACUGGAUUAAUGUGACUGCAGACCUGAACAGGUAACACUGUUAGAAUAAUAUUACACAAAAUCUGUGAUAAAGAGCAUAUUUAAAGUACAUAUAUAGGUAUCGUGUUCCAUAUGGCGUGCUCUUAACUAGUUUUUAGAAAUUAUGCUUCAUAACAGUGUUAUAAAUGAAACAAAUUACCAUCACUUGGGUUUAAAGGAUUGAGGAUUGUGCUGUUAUGAGUAUUACAGGCAGUAAUUAAUUGUAAGCCACGUUCACCUGUAUGGAGAGAUGUAUAGGUGCAGGCCUAUCUUUUUACUUCCGCCUUUAGUGAUAUUUGUCUGUGGCUGUGGCUCUUAUUUCUCUUUCUUAUGUUUCUGUUGCAGUGGAUGCCAGUGUUUUGUCUACUGUAAUACCUGUUUUGAUUUUGCUUGUCUUUAUUUGUUCCUACCUUUUCUGUAGUUUGUUUUGUAGUGACUUUUAUAAUUUUUUCCACCAUUUCAGAAUAUCAGCUGUCAUUGUAUGAAUGUUUCAUCACAAACAGACCAUAAAAAAGUUCAGAUCUUUACAUCUUAAAAUACAAUUUAAAAACCGAAGGUUAUAACAUGCCUGAAAAUGUCUUCUCUUUACUGUUAGUAAAGGUAUUACAUUCUAACACGAUGGCUAAAGACCAGGUUGAAGAGCUGAUGUAGAAUCAGGAGAAGAGGCAGGUUGCAGAGUGCAUAUUAAACUAAUUUACAGUAGCAAACCAAAGGAACUGCAAGAUAAAUAAAGAGCAGUUAGGGAAAUUGAGAGGAGAGCUAGUGACAGUCAUAUGUCAUUCAUGCAUCCAUCUCACUCUAUAUACAGUCAUAUGUAAAGGUCUUGAUCAGAUUACGUUUCUGUUGAUUUUCUAUGUGAAAAUAAGUAAAUCUUCUACAGCAGGGGUCUUUAAUUAAAAUUCAGUAAGGUCCAGUUCGAGAACAUUUCCUCAAUCAAAGGUCCAGAACAUCAUAAUGUCUACCUUGCAUCAUGAUUCAUGCCAUAUACAGUAAACUGAAGAAGCCUGGUAAUUAUAUCAACAUCUUAUACAUUAACAACUGAAUGUCAAAUCAAAUAAAGUACAAUUCAGUGAUAUUUCAA